Quercus lobata is the source of this 3364-nucleotide messenger RNA. Its product is annotated as pleiotropic drug resistance protein 3-like. Gene Ontology annotation, cellular component: membrane. The record is from RefSeq and is a predicted model, not a curated record. Bases 2420 to 3292 code for a protein of 290 amino acids. NCBI's taxonomy places the organism in Eukaryota, Viridiplantae, Streptophyta, Magnoliopsida, Fagales, Fagaceae. The transcript is spliced from 4 exons. Gene Ontology annotation, molecular function: ABC-type transporter activity.
AAACAAAACCCCACCUUAUUUGUUUUUCUCUCACUAGUCACUCCUGCUUCGAUCUGCCACGGCUUCUCCAUUGAAGCUCUGGAGCUCCACCGAAAUCCGACCGAAUCGGAAUAGCUGUCAGAACUGCUGCUUCUUCUUCCUCUUCUUGGAAAUGGGUAGGGGUGGUUUUUCUGCUAAAUCAACAAGCUCUCUUCUUUUUAUAUGCAAUCGUUUGAGAAUUAGAGUAAGCCUUCCAUUUCGUUCUUAUUAUCAUUAUUCUACUCUUACCAGUAGUAAAAAUGCGGAAAGUCCAAAAGGGUUGUUGAAAUAUGUGAGAAAUGAGUGCAAAUCUGGAAGCUUUAGGAAUGUUGAUCAUGCCUUAUAACUGUUUGAUAAAAUGCUUCACUUAAGCCCUUUGCCUUCCAUUGCGGAUUUCACUCGGUUGUUGGGUGCCAUUGCAAGAAUGAAGCAUUACUCUCAAGUCAUUACUCUAAUUAAACAAAUCGAAUCAUUUGGUAUCCCUCCUGAUCUUUGUACUCUUAAUAUUUUGAUUAACUGCUUCUGCUAUUUAAACCGUCUAGAUUUUGGGUUCUCUGUCUUAGCAACAAUUUUCAAACUUGGUUAUCAACCAAACCGUACAACUCUAAACACUCUUGUCAAAGGGUUCUGUCGUCAAGGUAACAUUGCUGGAGCUGUGAGGUUGGUAGAAGAAUGGGCAUGAACUGGAUGCAAAUUCUCGUGGAAAGAUACUACAUGCUCUGUGUGAUAUUGGUAAGGCUGAUAUGGCUAUUAGAUUGCUUAGGAAGAUGGAAGAGGGGAAGUUUAAAGCUAAUUUGGUGCUCCAUAACAAAAUCAUUCACAAUUUAUGUAAGGACAAAUUGGUAACUGAAGCUUUGAACCUUUUAUCUGAAAUGAGGAGUAAAGGCAUUCAACCAAACAUCAUCACUUACACGUGCUUAUUUCAAGGCCUAUGCAAUUUUGGCCGGUGGAGGGAGGCUACUACUUUGUUGAGUGAGAUGGUGCAAAGGAAGGUCAUGCCAGAUGUGCAUACCUUCAACAUAUUGGUGGACCCGCUUUGCAAAAAAGGGAAGUAGAUAGAGGCAAAAGAAGUUUUUGAUGUGAUGAUUCAAAGAGGCAUUAGGCCUGAAACUGUCACUUACAAUUCUUUGAUUGAUGGAUACUGUUUGCAAAACCAAAUGAAUGAUGCAGUCAAAGCAUUUAAUGUGAUGGUUGAGAGGGGUUGUUCACCUAAUGUGUAUAGCUAUAGCAUAUUGAUCCAUGGAUAUUGCAAGAAUAAAAGAAUUGAUGAAGCAAUGAGUCUGUUUCACGAAAUGUCCAACAAAGGAGUAACUCCCAAUGUUGUGACUUACACCAUAAUGCUCGAAGGCUUUGCAAAGAGGGAUUAAUAGAUGAAGCAAGUGAGCUGCUUGAGAAAAUGGAUGAGAAUAGUUGUUCACCUAACGAGCAUACAUAUAACACAAUCAUACAAGGGAUAUUGCAACACAAUGAGACAUCAAAGGCAAUGAAAUAUCUCAAAAUAAUGGUUGACAAGGGUUUUUCGGCAAAUGCAAUGGUUGCAACCAUGUUGGGUGACUUGCUGUCAUCUAAUCAAGUAGAUAAGAACAUUCAAGAAUUGCUUCACAAGAUUGUGUGAAGGGGUUUUAGUUUAUCAAGAUCGAGGACAAGUUUCUCCCAGCACAUGUCAAUCUGUAAGGUGCUAAAGUGUUACUGUGACUGCUGCAUCAAAAUAUCACACUGUGAGGCUUUAGAAGGCAAUUGGAAAAGGGGGAAAAAGAAAAAAAAAAACUACAGUUGGUAGUUAGAUUAAUUUCCUGACUAAUUUAUAGUCGACCUUUGUGGAGACAUUUUACUCAAUGUGAUUUCACUACCCAACACAUGUAUCUUUUGACCAACUAUUAGAAAAGUUUAUAAAUUUUCUCAUUUUGUUGCAGUUGUUAUCCUUUUUAUCUUAUUCUUAGUCUUUGGUUAUUUAUUAAUGUUGUGUUAAGUAAGAGUGUAAGACAAGCACAUUAUAGCAUCAUAUAUGGUCAAUCUCUUGAAGUCAACAGCAACAAUCCAUCUGGUACGGUAAUACUGUUCUUUUCAGGUUUCUUGCUGAGACGAAGCCAAAGUUGUUGGUUUUCUGACUAUUCUCUAUUGAUGUUCUCUGUCAUUAGCUUACAGUGAUGAGGGUGUAAUUUCAUUCAAUUUGAUGGAGGGAGAGGGUGUGGGAUUUGAAAUUUGAGAACAUUGGGAAAUAUAAUAUUUGGGGGUAUAUAGGAAUGAGUGAAUCUUGUUAGGAAGAGGCUCGGCUACCUCAAAUUAGUCAGAUAAUUUUUCAUACAAUUUUUGCUUGCUUUGAUCAGUAUGGGUGGAAUUCGCAGUUUUUUCAUUGAAAUUUGGCAGGGGAGAUGAUUGUAGGUCCUACAAAGCCCUGUUUAUGGAUGAAAUAACAAAUGGUUUAGACAGUUCCACUGCAUUUCAAAUUGUUACUUGUCUUCAGCAGAUGGCGCAUAUCACAGAUGCUACUGUACUGGUUUCACUUCUUCAGCCAGCACCAGAAACCUUUGAUCUUUUUGAUGACCUUAUUUUAAUGUCAGAAGGGAAGAUUGUGUAUCAUGGUCCACCUGAUCAUCUUCUAGAAUAUUUUGAGGAUUGGGGUUUUAGGUGUCCUGAGAGGAAAUGGGUUGCUGAUUUUGUCCAAAAGGUUAUCUCUAGAAAAGAUCAAGCACAGUACUGGUAUCACAUGGAAGUACCUUACAGUUAUGUUUCAGUAGAUGUGUUCUCUAGGAAGUUCAAGGAAUCUCCUUAUGGAAAGAAGCUAGAUGAGGAGCUCUCGGAGCCAUAUGAUAAAUCCCAAAGCCAUAAGGACGCUCUUUCCUUUAGUGCGUAUUCUCUUUCUAAAUGGGAACUUUUUGGAGCAUGUGCAUCAAGGGAGCUUCUUCUCAUGGAAAGGAAUUCCUUCAUAUAUAUCUUCAAAACAACUCAGCUUUUUGUCAUUGCAUGUAUCACAAUGACUGUAUUUUUACAGACUCAGAUGGAUAUUGACGUUCUUCAUGCAAAUUACUAUAUGGGUGCCCUGUUUUAUUCUCUUAACAUCCUUCUUGUCGACGGACUUCCAGAGUUGGCCAUGACUCUUCAAAGGCUUGAAGUAUUCUACAAACAAAAAGAAUUCUGUUUUUAUCCAGCUUGGGCAUAUGCAAUCCCAGCAAGUGUUUUAAAGGUUCCACUUUCAUUUGUGGAAUCUCUAGUUUGGACAUCUCUUACUUAUUAUGUAAUUGGAUAUAGUCCUGAGGCCAAAAGGUGCACUUGACUUGAAAAUUUGUAAAUUUACUUGUGCAUUUCCCCCUAUUUUUGGUUCAUCAAUUAGUUUUCUUGUUUUAAA